GCCGCCCGGGCCACGGGGCUCCUUCGGCCGCUGCUUCUCCUCCUCCUCCUCCGGCGCCAGCAGCCCUCUUGCUCCGGAGCCAGCGCGGGCAGCCGGGCGCGGGCUGCAGGGAGCCAGCAGGCGGCAGAGAGAUUCCUUGAGAAAUACGGCUACUUCAACUCCACGCAUCAAGAAUUGAGCACAUCCAAAUUCUCAGAAGCCAUUCGGGAGUUCCAGUGGGUGUCCCAUUUGCCUCUCAGCGGCGCCCUCGACGCCCCCACCCUGCAUCACAUGACUUUCCCACGAUGUGGCGUGAAUGACGCAGAGAGCCACGUUUCCUGGAAGGAGCGCAUGGUGGCGCUGGCGUCAGGGCAGAAACCCAGGAGACGGCGCAAGAAACGGUACUUGCAUCAGACUGGCAAAUGGUACAAGCGGCAUUUGACGUACCGGCUGGUGAACUGGCCCUGGUACCUGCCUCAACAGCAAGUCCGCCUAGUGGUGAAAGCAGCCUUUGACCUCUGGAGCAACGUUUCCGGCUUGGUUUUCUGGGAGGCCUCCGGGGAUCCCGCCGACAUUCGCCUGACUUUCUUCCACGGAGACCACAACGACGGAGCGGACAACGCCUUUGAUGGACCAGGGGGUGCCUUGGCACAUGCCUUCUUUCCGCGCCGGGGUGAGGCGCAUUUCGACAAUGACGAGAGGUGGUCGUUGGACAGCGGGAAGGGCCGGAACCUCUUCGUAGUCAUGGCGCACGAGAUCGGACAUACGCUGGGCCUGGAACACUCGCCGGUGCAUAACGCCCUCAUGUCCCCUUACUACAAGAAGCUGGGCAAGGAUUUUGUCCUCAGCUGGGAUGACAUCCUUGCUAUCCAGAACUUAUAUGGGAAACCUCCCCGGGGCCCUGUGGUCCAGCUCCCAGGGAAAUUAUUUGCUCGCUUCCAAGACUGGAGCCAACAUCUCGACGCCCCCGAGCGCCAGGAAAGCAACCUCAGCUCCCAUUACUGCUGGUCGUUUUUUGAUGCCAUCACCAUCGACCUGAAAGAUAACCUUUACAUCUUCAAAGGGGGUUAUUACUGGAUAGUAUCCAAAGGAGGAAAAGCCACGGGUCCACGCCCGCUCCAGGAACUGUGGCCACGGCUACCAUCCACCCUCGACGCUGCAGCCUUCUCAGAGGAAGAUGGGAAAUUCUAUUUCUUCAAAGGUGGCCGAUGUUGGCGCUACAAAGGCUCCUCCCUGGACGUGGGUUUCCCCCAGAAGUGCAGCAGCACGGGCCGCCUUCCCCGACACCCGGACAUGGCCUUCUAUUUCCAACCUCUCCACCACCUGGUCCUUUUCAAAGGCCCCAAAUACUACGUGGUCAACGAAGAGUCCCUCCAGGUGGAGCCGUACUACCCCAGGAGCGUGCGAGACUGGGGAGGGGUCCCAGCCAUGGCCAACGGCGCUGUCACCCAUCCGGACGGCUUUGUGUACUUCUUCCGAAGCGACCAGUUCUGGAAAUUUGACCCCGAGAGGCUGCAGGUGGUGGCAACGGGGAAAUGGGCCCCCCAGCUACGGUGGCUCGGCUGUCAGGAAGCUGAGCUGAACCAGGCCGUUGGCUGAGCUCCCUUAGAAACUCUGGAGCUGUUGCACGUCUUCGCAGCGAACCUCCAAAAGUCCAGGACUUGUUCAAACAUGGAUGAUGUCCAGUUGGGGCGGCAUUGAAGUUUGCCUUUAAUUUGUUUAACGAACACAUCUGGGUGAAGGGUUGGUGAGGCCUAAGUCAGCUUUGCGGUCUCUAGAGAGAGAAAAGAAAACCUUGUGGACCAAGUAGUAGCAGGUGACUUGGCUUCACACAGAGAGGAAAAGCCCUUAGUUUGAUGUGGCGAAGACUUCCAUCAAAUGUACAAAGCUGGACAUAUUGUGUCUCCCCUCCCCCUGGGGAGAUGGGUCAGUCCAUCUUUGCUGUCUAGUGUCCUUAGUGUCCCCUUCGUAGGCAUGACAAGUAUCAGGAGUCUAAGUUUCACGGUUGUGGCGCUAUGGCGCUGAAAGACAGAUAGACCAACGUCCUUUUCUAUUAUUAUAGAAUUUCAACGGCUAAAAGUUAAGGCAAG
Messenger RNA from Elgaria multicarinata webbii, 2069 nucleotides. It is a transcript of the gene MMP28, whose product is annotated as matrix metallopeptidase 28. The transcript is spliced from 8 exons. The record is from RefSeq and is a predicted model, not a curated record. Gene Ontology annotation, biological process: collagen catabolic process; extracellular matrix organization; proteolysis. The coding region runs from base 271 to 1578 and encodes 435 amino acids. Gene Ontology annotation, molecular function: metalloendopeptidase activity; zinc ion binding. Gene Ontology annotation, cellular component: extracellular matrix. NCBI's taxonomy places the organism in Eukaryota, Metazoa, Chordata, Lepidosauria, Squamata, Anguidae.